AUGGCCGCAAACCCCGCCACCACCAACACCACCGCCUCCACCGCGGGGCGCAACGCCAAAAUCUACCUGGCCCCCAACUACCCGCCCAAGCUCGAAGGGCGCUCCAUCUUCCUCGCGGGCAGCAUCGAGAUGGGCAAGGCCGAGGACUGGCAGACGGUCGUGACGGACCGGAUCGCGCACCUGCCCAUCACCAUCCUCAACCCGCGGCGGCCCGACUGGGACAACGACUGGAAGCAGAGCAAGGACGACCCGCGCUUCCGCGAGCAGGUCGAGUGGGAGCUGGACAUGCAGGAGCGCUGCGACGUCGUCGCCAUGCACUUCCACCCGGACACAAAGGCCCCCAUCUCGCUGCUCGAGCUCGGCCUCUUCGCGUCGAGCGGCAAGAUGGUCGUCUGCUGCCCCGACGGCUUCUACCGCAAGGGCAACGUCGAGCUCGUCUGCGAGCGUGCCGGCGUCCCGCUGUUCAACACCCUGGAAGAGUGGGUCGAGGAGGUCCUCAAGAAGCUGAAGGCUUGA
This is a messenger RNA of Diplodia corticola, 516 nucleotides long. RefSeq lists its product as uncharacterized. The record is from RefSeq and is a predicted model, not a curated record. The coding region runs from base 1 to 516 and encodes 171 amino acids. NCBI's taxonomy places the organism in Eukaryota, Fungi, Ascomycota, Dothideomycetes, Botryosphaeriales, Botryosphaeriaceae. The transcript has a single exon.